GGGACACGUGAGAGGCUGGGCCGGGACCUGAUCUGCGCUCUGGGUGGUGGUGGAGGAGCUUCUGGGCUCCGGGCGCGGCCGCCAUGGGGAAGGUGAACGUGGCCAAGUUGCGUUACAUGAGUCGGGAUGACUUCAGGGUCCUGACCGCGGUUGAGAUGGGCAUGAAGAACCAUGAGAUAGUGCCCUGCAGUUUGGUUGCGUCCAUAGCCAGCCUUAAACAUGGUGGCUGCAAUAAAGUGUUAAGAGAAUUAGUGAAACAUAAGCUCAUAGCUUGGGAGCGUACCAAAACUGUCCAGGGCUAUCGGUUGACAAAUGCAGGCUAUGAUUACCUGGCUUUGAAAACACUUUCUUCUAGACAGGUAGUUGAGUCUGUCGGAAACCAGAUGGGUGUUGGCAAAGAAUCUGAUAUUUACAUUGUUGCAAAUGAAGAAGGGCAGCAGUUUGCAUUGAAGCUUCACAGACUGGGAAGAACCUCCUUUCGAAAUCUGAAGAACAAGCGUGAUUACCAUAAACACAGGCGUAACAUGUCGUGGCUUUAUUUAUCUCGUCUCUCUGCCAUGAAAGAAUUUGCCUACAUGAAGGCAUUGUAUGAGAGGAAAUUUCCAGUUCCAAAGCCAAUUGAUUAUAAUCGCCAUGCAGUAGUCAUGGAACUCAUAAAUGGCUAUCCUCUAUGUCAGAUACACCAUGUUGAAGAUCCUGCAUCAGUAUAUGAUGAAGCUAUGGAACUAAUUGUCAGACUUGCAAAUCAUGGACUGAUUCAUGGAGAUUUCAAUGAAUUCAAUCUCAUUUUGGAUAAAGAUGACCACAUCACCAUGAUUGAUUUUCCACAAAUGGUUUCAACUUCUCAUCCCAAUGCCGAAUGGUAUUUUGACAGAGAUGUUAAAUGCAUUAGAGAUUUCUUCAUGAAACGUUUCAGCUAUGAAAGUGAGCUUUAUCCAUCCUUUAGUGAUGUCAGGAGGGAGGACUGUCUUGAUGUAGAGGUUUCUGCCAGCGGCUACACCAAGGAGAUGCAGGCAGAUGAUGAACUGCUUCAUCCACUAGGUCCGGAUGAUAAAAAUACUGAAACAGAGGAGAGAUCUGAAUGCUCAUCUUCUGAUGAAGAGGUGUCAGAAAAAGCAAAGGUUUGCAGAUCAGAAAAUGAAAGUGAACGGAACUCGGGAGAUGAAUUAGUUGACUGCUGUUGCAGAUCAGCUGGAGACCUUGAACAAAUAAAGGAAGACAAUUUGUCAGAGGGCAGUGCUGAUGCACACAAUUUUGAAAUGACUGAACUCAGUCAAGCUUUAGAAGAAAUAAAAGGGCAGGUUGUUGAAAACAAUUCUGUAACUGAGUUUUCUGGGGAGACAAACAGAACUGAAAAUGACACCAGGCAAGACAGUAAGACAGGUCGCGGAGGAGUGCCCACAGGCUCUGCAGAGGGUGAAGAUGAGUGCCCUCUUCUGAUUGCCUUGUCGUCGUUGAACAGAGGCUUCAGGCCUUUCAGAGAUGAAGAAAAUAUUGAAGAUAUUAAGCAACAUAGAACAAGAACACUGAGCGUUACUUCUGCGGGCAGUGUUGUAAGCUGUUCAACAAUUCCACCGGAACUGGUGAAGCAGAAGGUGAAACGUCAAUUGACAAAACAGCAAAAGUCAGCUGUCAGACGUCGAUUGCAGAAAGGAGAAGCAAAUAUAUUUACCAAGCAGCGGAGGGAAAACAUGCAAAAUAUUAAAUCCAGCUUGGAAGCAGCCAGCUUGUGGGGAGAGUAAUAUAUUUAAGAUCUUGAAUGUUUUUCAAAAAGUUACAGUGAUCCCUUUUAAGGCCACUUUAGUCUUCUUCGGACUAAGGCAGAUAUAUAAAUAGAUAAAUAAACCUUUUUUUAUCUCUGAA
This is a messenger RNA of Equus quagga, 1863 nucleotides long. RefSeq names its product RIO kinase 2 (gene RIOK2). Gene Ontology annotation, molecular function: protein serine/threonine kinase activity; ATP binding. The transcript has 10 exons. The coding region runs from base 84 to 1742 and encodes 552 amino acids. Gene Ontology annotation, biological process: protein phosphorylation; maturation of SSU-rRNA. Gene Ontology annotation, cellular component: nucleus; cytosol; preribosome, small subunit precursor. The record is from RefSeq and is a predicted model, not a curated record. NCBI's taxonomy places the organism in Eukaryota, Metazoa, Chordata, Mammalia, Perissodactyla, Equidae.